ACCUAUAUUUUAUGCUUUUCCCUUUUCUUCUUCUUCGUAGGUUCCCUUCAUGAAGGGUUUUUAGGGUUUUUAAUUUCUGACUUUGGGAACUUGUAUAUUUCCAAUUCCCAAAUUGAAGUGUUUAUGUUUUGAAUUAGUUGAAGAAAAAGUAGUGAUUGAGUUGUUCAAGUCAACCGUCAUGGAUCAUUUUUGCUGUUUGAAGUCUUCUUUUGCUAAGCUUGUAUCCACGCGAUCAUCCUGCGACACGGGUAAGGGGAAGAAUCAUCAAGGGUCAAUAAAGUAUGGUUUCACACUAGUGAAAGGGAGAGCUAAUCAUCCAAUGGAGGAUUUCCAUGUUGCCCAGUUCGUGCAGUUACAAGGAAAAGAAUUGGGUUUGUUUGCUAUUUAUGAUGGCCAUUCGGGUGAUAGUGUUCCUUCCUACUUACAGAAACAUCUAUUUUCCAAUAUUUUAAAAGAGGAUGGAUUUUGGGAGGACCCUGCCGCAUCUAUCUCAAAAGCAUAUCUGAGCACAGAUAAGGCCAUUCUUUCGCAUAGUUCUGAUUUAGGGCGUGGCGGAUCAACAGCUGUAACUGCAAUACUAAUCAAUGGUCAACUGUUAUGGACGGCUAAUGUAGGAGAUUCACGAGCAGUUCUUUCAAGAAAAGGCCAAGCAGUGCAAUUGACUACAGAUCAUGAGCCCAACACAGAACGCGGCAGCAUUGAAAAUAAAGGUGGUUUUGUCUCCAACAUUCCAGGUGACGUACCUAGAGUAAAUGGACAACUGGCAGUUUCUCGUGCAUUUGGAGACAAGAGCCUCAAGUCUCAUUUGCGAUCAGACCCUGAUGUACAGGGGACCGAUGUAGAUGUUGAUAUUGAUAUUCUAAUCCUUGCAAGUGAUGGACUUUGGAAGGUAAUGAGUAAUCAAGAAGCAGUUGAUAUUGCUAGAAAGAUAAGAGAUCCACUGAAAGCAGCUAAGAAUUUAACAGCUGAAGCAUUAAAAAGAGAUAGUAAGGAUGAUAUAUCUUGCGUCGUGGUUAGAUUUAGGAGUUGAUAAUAUAUAUUUUAGAUCACAGGUUUCUUGCUGAAUGAUAAAGUUUAUAGCACUAAAAUAAAGGUUUAUAGAUAUAAAUAUAUAUCUCUCUCUACAUGGCAUGCCAGUCAUGGACUGCAACAAACACAUCAUAUACUACAUACUUGGUUGGAGUUAGUUUUGACUAAAUUCAUUUAGGGAAAAAGGGUGUGUCAACCUUUGAGUUUGUUUACAAAUUAGAUUUUUGUUUGUUUGAGAAUUGAGAUUGUUUGAUUACUUUAUUUCUAGUGUGAAUACUAGGAGUUA
Messenger RNA from Vicia villosa (hairy vetch), 1315 nucleotides. Its product is annotated as probable protein phosphatase 2C 10. Gene Ontology annotation, biological process: protein dephosphorylation. Gene Ontology annotation, molecular function: protein serine/threonine phosphatase activity. Gene Ontology annotation, cellular component: cytosol; nucleus. The coding region runs from base 179 to 1030 and encodes 283 amino acids. The record is from RefSeq and is a predicted model, not a curated record. NCBI's taxonomy places the organism in Eukaryota, Viridiplantae, Streptophyta, Magnoliopsida, Fabales, Fabaceae. The transcript has 5 exons.